Messenger RNA from Daktulosphaira vitifoliae (grape phylloxera), 1206 nucleotides. RefSeq names its product rhythmically expressed gene 5 protein (gene Reg-5). The record is from RefSeq and is a predicted model, not a curated record. The coding region runs from base 113 to 793 and encodes 226 amino acids. The transcript has 5 exons. Lineage: Eukaryota; Metazoa; Arthropoda; Insecta; Hemiptera; Phylloxeridae.
GCGCAAGCGCAAUCGUUGCCGCCAACCAAUUCCGGCCAUCGGAUUCACCUCAAAUCUCAGCUUCAUCUGUGAUUACAGUCAGUGUGUUUCAAGACGCGCAUUGUGAGACUUUAUGAAAUUCGAGACGGUUCUAAAAGAACUUAACACGAUGAGACCUUAUAUUUUUUUAUACCUAUUUACAGCUUUUAUAGUUGCAAGCACUUCUGGCUCUGCUAUACCAAUGUGGGAAUUUCUUAGUCGUGGAGAAAAGAUGAGUCACUUAUUCAACAUGUUUGUAAAGCAAGUAGCAGAUUUUUGUGAUUCGUCUACAAUGCCAGAUUGUACUAAAGUAUUACUAAUGUAUGGAUUAACUAACUUGGCGAAAAUGGGAGAUGACAGUUUAGACAAAAUGGACCCAUAUCAAAGAGGUUCUACUUCAAUGAUUUGGGACUCUAUGAUGAAAGGAGGUUAUAGGCCAUCAGAAACAACUGGCAACAGUCAUGUAAAUGAGAAUACUGAUCCAUUAGAAACAAGUGGUGGGAAUGAUUUGGGAUCAGCAUCAAAUAAUGUUGAAGAUAUAGCUUCACCACCAGGUGGUUACGUUAUUGGACCAAUGGUUGUUAGGGUCAUGCCUGAUGGUCGUCCAGUACCUGGUGAUUCCCAAAAACCAUUACCUAAAGAUGAAGACGCAGAAGAAUAUAUGGCAAUGCGUUCAAAACCUAUGCCAUCUGUGAUUGAUAUGCUAAAUCAACAAAAACGUCAUGAUAAAUCUAUUUUAAGACCUUAUAGAUUUACAUCUAAAUUAAUAAACUAAUUCUUACUGUAUUUCCUCUCAACAACUUGGUACAGUUUCAGAUUUAAUAUUUAUUUAUUUAUUAUAUUAUUAAAUUAGUAAUCAAGUAAAAUAUUUCUGAAAGUUUUGUAUGGAGAAGUAUUUCAUCUUGUAUAAUUCUUUUUUGACUUUAUUGUUUUUAUUUUUACUAGUUUUUAUUGUAUCAGGGUCCUAAAUAAUUGUAAAAUAGUUCUUUAAUUUAAUUUUGUAGUGAUACUAUUAUUUAUUUAUUUGUGAUAAGUUUUAUUUAUUUGUAAAUAGUACUGUUAGGUACCAUUGUUGUGAUAUUUCUAUUAAAAUUAAUAAUUAAUAUUUGUAUUAAUUAAAUAUUUUGAUACUAAAAAUGUUUAAUUUAUUACUAUGUUUUUAAACUAAAGAAAUCUUGGUCAAUUAAU